AUGGCGAUCGUACAAGACGGAGGAACUCAUAUGCUCUGUGACUCGGGCUUUAAUUACGAGUCGGCGCCCGCGGCAGCGAUCGGCCCUUCGCUUUGUUACUGCCGGGAGGAGGCUCAGGGCCCAGGGAGGAGGCUCAGGGCCCAGGGAGGAGGCUCAGGGCCCUGGGAGGAGGCUCGGGGCCCUGGGAGGAGGCUCGGGGCCCAGGGAGGAGGCUCAGGGCCCAGGGAGGAGGCUCGGGGCCCUGGGAGGAGGCUCAGGGCCCAGGGAGGAGGCUCAGGGCCCUGGGAGGAGGCUCGGGGCCCAGGGAGGAGGCUCAGGGCCCAGGGAGGAGGCUCGGGGCCCUGGGAUGAGGCUCAGGGCCCAGGGAGGAGGCUCGGGGCCCAGGGAGGAGGCUCAGGGCCCUGGGAGGAGGCUCAGGGCCAGGGGAGGAGGCUCAGGGCCCUGGGAGGAGGCUCAGGGCCCGGGGAGGAGGCUCAGGGCCCAGGGAGGAGGCUCAGGGCCCGGGGAGGAGGCUCGGGGCCCAGGGAGGAGGCUCGGGGCCCAGGGAGGAGGCUCAGGGCCCUGGGAGGAGGCUCGGGGCCCAGGGAGGAGGCUCGGGGCCCAGGGAGGAGGCUCAGGGCCCAGGGAGGAGGCUCAGGGCCCUGGGAGGAGGCUCAGGGCCCAGGGAGGAGGCUCAGGGCCCAGGGAGGAGGCUCAGGGCCCUGGGAGGAGGCUCGGGGCCCUGGGAGGAGGCUCGGGGCCCAGGGAGGAGGCUCAGGGCCCAGGGAGGAGGCUCGGGGCCCUGGGAUGAGGCUCAGGGCCCAGGGAGGAGGCUCGGGGCCCAGGGAGGAGGCUCGGGGUCCUGGGAGGAGGCUCGGGGCCCAGGGAGGAGCUCCCUUCGGACAGAUAAGGAAGAAAUCAAAAUCCAACGGAAAUAAGGCAGCAGUCCUACUAGACUUCCAAGUAUUCCUCAGAACACCAGGAGCUGGCACAAGACCUCGGGAAUGCUGCAGACACGAGUGA
Molecule: messenger RNA, 1002 nt
Organism: Penaeus indicus
Lineage: Eukaryota; Metazoa; Arthropoda; Malacostraca; Decapoda; Penaeidae
Product: spidroin-2-like
Exons: 2
Coding region: 1-1002 (333 amino acids)
Source: RefSeq, a predicted model, not a curated record